Molecule: messenger RNA, 4326 nt
Organism: Sphenostylis stenocarpa
Lineage: Eukaryota; Viridiplantae; Streptophyta; Magnoliopsida; Fabales; Fabaceae
Source: the annotation of a GenBank genome assembly
AUGCUGUCUCUUUUCUCACCCCUUUCCCACGUACACUUUUCCUACGAUGUUCUCCUCCAACCCGUUUUCCUUCAUGGUUUAUCCGGCUUCCUCCACCUUUUGCUGCUCAUCGCGGUUUCACUGUCAUGGGUUAGGAUCAAAUUCAGAAUGCGUGUCAGGGUUGAGUCUGAGGAGAAACACGACAACUCCCUCUUCAAAACGACCGUAUGUUGUUCUCUGGGUGUUUCUGCUUUCAGUUUUCUCCUCUGUUUGUUCAAUUACUCUUGUUGGUACUCUAGUGGCUGGUCAGAAGAAAAGCUCGUGACCCUUAUGGAUUUGGCGCUAAAAACAGUUGCAUGGGGCGUUGUUUGUGUUUGCUUGCAAAAGGAAUUCUUCAGUUCUGGCGAAAAAAGGUUCUCAUUCCUCUUCAAAGCUUGGUGCAUCUUCUACCUCCUUGUUUCUUGUUAUUGCUUCGUGGUGGACAUUAUUGUAUCAGAGAGAGGCGUUGCUUUGCCAACUCAGUACUUGGUUUCUGAUGUGGUUUCCACUUGUUUUGAGACCAAGGGUGGGGAUACUGUUACCCCUUUCUCAUAUGCUGGCAUUUUGAGCCAUCUUUCCUUCUCUUGGGUGGGUCCUCUUAUAGCUGUUGGCAAUAAGAAGACCUUGGACCUGGAGGAUGUUCCUCGACUAGGCAGCAGAGACAGUGUACUUGAAACUUUUCCUGGGUUCAGAGAUAAACUUGAGACUGAUUGUGGGGCAAUUAAAAAUGUCACCACACUAAAGUUGGUGAAGUCGUUAGUAGUGUCAGCAUGGAAGGAGAUUCUUUUCACAGCUUUUCUUGCGUUGUUAUACACUUUGGCUUCUUAUGUUGGUCCUUAUCUUCUUGAUGAUUUUGUUCAGUACCUUCAUGGACAACGACUUUAUGAAAACCAGGGCUUUGUUUUGAUUUCAGCGUUUUUCUGUGCAAAGAUGGUAGAGUGUCUGUCUCAAUUGCAUCGGUGCUUUAGGUUGCAGCAAGUUGGACUUGGAAUUCGAGCACUGCUUGUCACUAUGAUUUAUAGCAAGGCUCUGACUCUUUCUUGUCAGUCAAAGCAGGGCCACACUUCUGGAGAAAUAGUCAAUUUCAUGGCUGUUGAUGCAGAAAGAGUGGGUGUCUUUAGUUGGCAUAUACAUGAUUUGUGGAUGGUGGCUUUGCAAGCUACAUUGGCAUUAUUGAUUUUGUACAAAAACAUUGGGCUGGCUUCAAUUGCUGCUUUUGUUGCAACUAUUGUUGUUAUGAUGACAAAUGUUCCCUUGGGAUCAUUGCAACAGAAGUUUCAAAAGAAGUUGAUGGUGUCGAAAGAUAAAAGAAUGAAAGCCACAUCCGAGAUUUUAAGGCAUAUGAAGAUUUUAAAACUACAAGGAUGGGAAAUGAAGUUUUUAUCAAAAAUAACUGAGCUCAGGAAAACUGAGCAAGGUUGGUUAAAAAAAUGUGCUUAUACUUCAUCCAUGACAACGUUUCUAUUUCGGGGUGCCCCCACAUUUGUUGCCGUGGUUACUUUUGGUACUUGUAUGCUUAUAGGGGUCCCCCUUGAAUCGGGGAAGAUCUUGUCUGCACUCGCAACAUUCGGGAUUCUUCAAGAGCCCAUUUAUAGCCUUCCGGGUACAAUUUCGACGAUAGCACGAACUAAAGUGUCUCUUGAUAGGAUUACAUCAUUCCUUCGUCUGGAUGAGUUACCCGCUGAUGCUGUAGAGAAGCUUCCCCGGGGUAGUUCUGAUACAACAAUUGAAGUAGUUGAUGGAAACUUUUCUUGGGAAUUAUCUUCCCCUAACCCAACAUUGAAAAAUAUAAACCUUAAAGUUUUUACAGGGAUGAGGGUUGCUGUUUGUGGUACUGUUGGAUCGGGCAAGUCUACUUUACUUUCUUGUUUCUUGGGAGAAGUACCAAAGAUAUCGGGUAUCGUUAGGGUUUGUGGAACAAAGGCCUAUGUCACUCAAUCUCCAUGGAUACAAAGUGGUAAGAUAGAGGAUAAUAUAUUGUUUGGGAAACAAAUGGAUAGGGAAAAGUAUGAGAAGGUACUUCAAGCGUGUUCCCUGAAUAAGGAUCUGGAGAUUUUGUCAUUUGGUGAUCAGACAAUUGUAGGAGAGCGUGGAAUAAAUUUGAGUGGUGGACAAAAACAAAGAAUACAGAUUGCACGUGCGCUCUACCAAGAUGCUGAUAUAUAUCUAUUUGAUGAUCCCGUUAGUGCUGUGGAUGCUCACACAGGCUCUCACCUCUUCAAGGAAUGCUUGUUGGGCCUUUUAAGUACAAAGACAGUAGUUUAUGUCACUCAUCAAGUAGAGUUCUUACCUGCUGCUGAUCUUAUAUUGGUUAUGAAAGAUGGGAAAAUUACUCAAUGUGGAAAUUAUUCUGAUCUACUUGACAGUGGAGCUGAUUUUGUGGAACUUGUUGGUGCACACAAAAAAGCUUUGUCUACACUAGAUUCAUUAGAUGGAGCAGCAGUAUCUAAUGAAAUAAGCACCUUGGAAGAAGAUGCAAAUGUCUCUAGCACGCAAGGUUUUAAAGAAGAGGAGGCAAGCAAAGAUGAACAAAAUGGUAUAACAGACAACAAAAGUGAACCUAAAGGCCAACUUGUUCAGGAAGAAGAAAGGGAGAAAGGUAAAGUUGGGUUUUCAGUGUAUUGGAAAUGUAUCACAGCAGCAUAUGGAGGAGCUCUUGUCCCAUUCAUAUUGUUGGCUCAUAUUCUUUUUCAAGCUCUUCAAAUCGGAGGUAAUUACUGGAUGGCUUGGGCGACUCCUAUCUCAACUGAUGUGGAAGCACCUGUUGAUGGAACAACUCUUAUUGUAGUCUAUGUUAGUUUGGCCAUUGGAAGUUCUUUAUGCAUCCUUGCCAGAGCAAUGCUUCUUGUCACAACUGGUUAUAAAACAGCUACUAUACUCUUCAAUAAAAUGCACUAUUGCAUUUUUCGUGCUCCAAUGGCUUUUUUCGAUUCCACUCCAAGCGGGCGAAUUCUUAACAGAGUUUCAACGGAUCAAAGUGCACUGGAUACAAACAUUCCUUAUCAAAUUGCAUCAUCUGCCUUCAUUAUGAUCCAACUUCUGGGAAUUAUUGCAGUGAUGUCUCAGGCUGCAUGGCAAAUUUUCGUUGUCUUUAUACCUGUGAUCAUAGUCAGCAUUUGCUAUCAGCAAUAUUAUAUUCCAUCAGCUCGAGAACUAUCACGUUUAGUUGGUAUCUGCAAAGCCCCAAUCAUUCAACACUUUUCUGAAACAAUUUCGGGAGCUUCAACCAUUAGAAGCUUUGAACAGCAAUCAAGAUUUCAGGAAACAAAUAUGAAACUGACUGAUGGGUAUUCACGGCCAAAGUUCAACGUUGCUGCUGCCAUGGAAUGGUUGUGCUUCCGCUUAGAUAUGUUGUCUUCUAUCAUAUUUGCCUUUUUAUUAUUAUUCUUGAUAUCUAUUCCACCGGGAUUCAUAGAUCCAGGUGUGUUAUUCCAAUCUGGCCUUGCUGGCUUGGCGGUUACAUACGGGCUAAAUUUGAACACGAUACAAGCUUGGAUGAUAUGGAAUCUCUGCAAAAUGGAGAACAAAAUUAUAUCAGUAGAAAGAAUACUUCAGUAUACUAGUAUUCCUAGUGACCCUCCCCUUGUUAUAGAUGAAAACCAGCCAGAUUCUUCUUGGCCCUCUAAUGGCGAGGUUGAUAUACAAGAUUUGCAGGUUCGUUAUGCUCCACAUCUUCCUGUCGUGUUGCGUGGUCUUACAUGCAAAUUUAGCGGAGGACUGAAAACUAGCAUUGUUGGGAGGACAGGAAGUGGUAAAUCCACUCUCAUACAAACACUUUUUCGAAUUGUUGAGCCUGCUGUCGGGAAAGUUAUGAUUGACAACAUCAACAUCUCUUUAAUUGGACUUCAUGAUUUGAGGUCAAGACUGAGCAUUAUUCCUCAGGAUCCAACAAUGUUUGAAGGGACAGUGAGAGAUAAUCUGGAUCCCCUGGAAGAACACUCUGAUGAACAAAUUUGGGAGGUUAGUGAGAAUGGUGAGAAUUGGAGUAUGGGUCAGAGACAGUUGGUCUGCCUUGGCAGGGUGUUGCUUAAGAAAAGCAAGGUUGUGGUUCUUGAUGAAGCCACUGCAUCAGUGGAUACAGCUACGGAUAAUUUGAUUCAGCAAACUCUUAGGCAACAUUUCUCUGGCUCCACAAUUAUUACCAUUGCACACCGAAUAACUUCUGUGCUUGACAGUGAUAUGGUUCUUCUUCUUAGUCAAGGACUUGUUGAAGAGUACGACACCCCAACAAAGUUGCUAGAGAAUAAGUCAUCAUCAUUUGCUGAACUUGUUACUGAGUAUACAAGGAGGUCCAACUCCAGCUUUUAG